AUGAAUCCCCCACCCGUUCGAUCAGAUGCCAAGUCGCGCAUCGCCGCUGCAGCCGCAGCCGCUGCUGCCAGUGUGACCCCUGGCCAGCGCGACCGCGCAAUCCAGCAGGCGGUUUUGGCGGUUCAAAGCGAUCGUGCUGCCGCUGUGGUGGACGCCGCAGCAGCGGCGGGUGACAGUGAGGGCGGCACUGCUCGCGCAGUCGGCGGGGCGGACGCAGCGGCGGCGCCUCCACGCGGCGGCAGCAGCAGUGCUGGCGUAGGGGCAGCGCCGGCGCCGUACGAGCCGCCAGAGUGGGGCGGCCCGCCGGAGGGGUUCGACUACCGCGUCGAGGUGCUGAAAAACGGCCAGCAGCUUGAGGAGCGGCCGGUGGGGGGCGGCGGCGGCAGCGGGCACCACACCUUUGGGCGCAGCCCCGCAGCCGAUUUUGUGUUGGAGCACCCCUCCGCGUCCAGGCUGCAUGCUGUGUUGCAGUUCAACGCCUCCAGCGGGGAGGCGUUCCUCUUCGACUGCGGCUCGACCCACGGCACCUUCCUCAACCGGCAGCGGCUCAAGCCUGGGGCGCACGUCCCGCUCAGGGUCGGCGACACUUUCCGCUUUGGCCAGAGCAGCCGAAUGUACCUCCUGGCCGGCCCCGCGAGCCUGAUGCCCGAGGAGGGCCUCAGCCGCCAGCAACGCCGCCAGCUGGCGGCCUUGGAAGCCGCUCAGAAGGCGCGCGACAGGGACGAGGAGAAGGCGAAGCAGCAGAUGGCGGCGGCGAUCGGCGGCGGCGGCGGCGGCGAGGUGUCGUGGGGAAUGGGGGACGAGGAUGAUGGGGCAACCGCGGUGGAGGGGGGUGAGGUCGACUGGCGGAAGUGGCUGGCAAAGAAUGCGCCGACGGAGAAGCAGCAGAAGCUCCUGGACCGCAUCAGGAAGCGGGAGUGGAAGGUGUCAAACCUCAGGGCUGAGAACGACAAGAUCAAGGCCAAGGAGGCCCAGGAGGGCGGGCUCACGCCAGGCCAGGCCGCGACGCUGGUGCGCAACGAGCGCGCGAUGGACGCGCUGACGUCAGAGCUGGAGGACCUGGAGGAGGAGAUGGGGGACAGCGUCACCGCGGCCGUCAAGGGCCGCGCGGCAGCAAAGGCCGGCGCAGAGGACAAGGCAAAGGCUCAAAAGCGCAAGCGGCGGGCGGACAACGACGAUGAGUACGCAAACGCCUCCAGUGACGACGACGACUUUUAUGACCGGACAAAGGCCGGCGGCGGCGGGGGCAAGGGCAAGCCGGGCGGCGCGGGCGCCAAGCGGGCAGCGGUCGGGGCCAAGGGCGCCAAGGAGGAGGCGGCGGCGGUUGAGACGGCCGAGAGCCUCCACAACAAGAGGUGGGCACAGGGGGAGGCGGGGGAAAGGGGCUGGGCUGGGGCCGCACCGGAGCUCUGA
This is a messenger RNA of Monoraphidium neglectum, 1413 nucleotides long. RefSeq lists its product as uncharacterized. Gene Ontology annotation, molecular function: protein binding; mRNA binding. NCBI's taxonomy places the organism in Eukaryota, Viridiplantae, Chlorophyta, Chlorophyceae, Sphaeropleales, Selenastraceae. The coding region runs from base 1 to 1413 and encodes 470 amino acids. The record is from RefSeq and is a predicted model, not a curated record. The transcript has 10 exons.